Penicillium manginii is the source of this 1476-nucleotide messenger RNA. RefSeq lists its product as uncharacterized. Gene Ontology annotation, cellular component: membrane. Gene Ontology annotation, biological process: transmembrane transport. Gene Ontology annotation, molecular function: transmembrane transporter activity. NCBI's taxonomy places the organism in Eukaryota, Fungi, Ascomycota, Eurotiomycetes, Eurotiales, Aspergillaceae. The transcript has 4 exons. The record is from RefSeq and is a predicted model, not a curated record. The coding region runs from base 1 to 1476 and encodes 491 amino acids.
AUGAAUUCGAAUAAUAAUGGCCUCGCUGGGAACACGGUUGAUUCCACCGAUCACAAGAUCCAAUCUCGACUGCGCAAGAUCGCCGAUUUCCAAGUUCUACCCCUUCUCCUAGUUGCUUUCGCAAGCUACCAGCUAGAUCGAACCAACAUUUCCAGCGCACUGACUGGUGGAUUCGCCUCAGCAAUAUCCGUCGAUCAAAACAUCAUCAACAUCGGCAACCAGCUAAUGUUUCUGGGUGUCAUUGCUCUGGAAAUCCCCUCAAAUGUCAUUUUACAUCGGAUCGGUCCUCGCUACUGGAUCGGCGGUCAGGUUCUGAUAUUUGGCUUUAUUGCGGCGCUGCAAGUCUUUAUUCGCAAUCGCACUGGAUUCCUUGUCACGAGGUCUAUCCUUGGUCUUGCGGAAGCGGGAUUCAUCCCCGGUGCGAUGUUUACUUUAUCUCAAUGGUAUACCCGAGAAGAAAUCACGCGACGGAUCGCAAUCUUCUUCUUUGGCAUGUUUGGAGGGACGGCUGUUGGACCACUUCUGGGAGCAGGACUCCUUAAAUUGGAUGGAAGGGGGAGCCUGUCUGGGUGGCAGUGGAUAUUCUUGGGUGAGAUGAGCAUUCACUUUAUGGAUUCGAGCUUUCACAUAUCUGACUUUGAGUUCCUCACAGUGGAGGGACUUUGGACGAUCACGGUCUCACUUAUGCUGCUCGUAUUUCUUCCUGAAAGACGUAGCUACGAACAGCCUUCCGAGCCCGAGAAGGCGAUAGAGGAGACAGACAGCACAUCGAGAAAAGUGUCUGGAUCAAAGAUCCCACUAAAGGUCAUCCUCGAAACCCUGUCCAACGUCAGUAAAUGGCCGCAUUUUCUGGCAACAGCCUGCGUUUUCGCAACCUGGAGUCCAUUGACUACUUACACACCAAGCAUCAUAAUGUCGCUUGGCUUCUCUCGAGUGGAGUCAAACGCUUUAACCGCCAUUGGAAAUAUAAUGACUUUGCCAGUAGUCUUUUUCUUCGCAUGGCUCAGCGACAAGACUUGCAGACGGGGCAUGACAGUGAUGAUCGCAAUUACGGUAUAUAUGAUUGCACUGAUUUGUUUAAGAGUUAUUCAACCACAUGUCGAUGCCUGGGGCAAAUUUGGUCUUUGGACAAUAGUGAACGCACUCGCGGUCGGUUAUCAUCCUAUCCACAAUGCUUGGAUACAAAUGAAUAGCAGAAGCCCGGAGGAAAGGAGUAUUGGUGUGGCUUUCAUUCUCGCUCCGAUUCGACAAAAUACUAACAGCGUAGUCGUCAUGUGCGCAACUGCCGGAUUAAUGGCAGGCACACAGAUAUUUCGCCAAGAAGACUCUGAAGAGUUCUACCCGAAUGGGCUAUUAAUAAUGAUUGGGCUAGUUCUCAUGGGGCUCAUUCUAACCGCCCUGCAGGAAGUUAUAUACUAUGUGCAAAACCGCCGGGCCGGAAAGCAGGGCAGUUUCACAGAGCUCAAUAUUCUAUGA